Messenger RNA from Morus notabilis, 1119 nucleotides. RefSeq lists its product as uncharacterized. The record is from RefSeq and is a predicted model, not a curated record. The transcript has a single exon. Lineage: Eukaryota; Viridiplantae; Streptophyta; Magnoliopsida; Rosales; Moraceae. Bases 1 to 1119 code for a protein of 372 amino acids.
AUGCCGAUCACCGGUUCCAAUCCAACACCGAUCACUAGUUCCAAUCCAACUCCGGAGGAAACAAUGCGGGAGAAAGUACCUGAUGAAGGUGACAAUUUACCUGAGGGAAGUGGUGAUGUAAUUGAUGAAACAAUUCAUGAUAGUCCUUGUCAACAUUUUGACUUGGAAAAAGAUGGUGCACUGAUAAGUUUUGAUAGCGGAAGGCAUGAUGGAUCGGAUUUAAGGGUAGGUCGACACUUUAAGAGUAAGGAAGAAUUGCAUAUUAAAUUGAGUCUUGUUGCCAUCAAUGGAAAGUUUGAAAUAAAGGUAAAGAAGUCAACAAAAACGUUGAAGGAAGUUAUUUGUGUUAAUGAAAGUUGCUUAUGGAGAGUACGUGCAGUAAAUAGGUCAGGUUCAAAUUUCUUUGUCAUUCGACAGUAUAACGGCAUUCACACUUGCUCUUUGGUGAAUCGAUCAAUCAACCACAGACAAGCAUCCAGUUGCGUGAUUGGAGCUAGGUUGCAGGGACACUUUAAGGAAAACAAAGAGCCCCCCAACCCAAAGAGUCUCAUGGGAUUCAUGCGCGAGGAAUUAAAAGUUCACGUUAGUUAUUGGAAGGCAUGGAGAGGAGGAAAAUUUGCUCAAGAUUUGGUGAGAGGGACCCCGGAACAUGGCUUUGCCAUGCUCCCAUCAUAUUGUUACAUUCUUAAAAAGGAAAAUCCGGGCACGGUUACACACAUUGAAGUUGAUGCAGAAAAUAAGUUCUUGUAUUUUUUUAUGGCUUUAGGAGUGGCAAUAAGUGGGUUCAGAUACAUGAGAAAAGUGAUUGGUAUAGAUGCAUCUUUUGUCAAAACAAAAUAUAAGGGCAUGUUAAUAGUUGCAUCUGCGCAAGACAGUGAGUAUCAUAGCUACCUGAUUGCUUGGGCUUUGGUUGAUAUUGAGAAGAAUGCAUCGUGGACUUGGUUCUUAGAGAAGCUAAAGGAGUUGAUACCUAACAGUUCGGAGCUUUGUUUCAUUUCUGAUAGGAAUCAAAGUAUCCAGAACUCAGUUAGUCGCGCGACCCGAGGCAAACCCGAGCGACCUUGGUGUCGUUCCUGUUUAGUUGGGGUCGCUGGCCAAAAGAAUGUAUGGACGACGUGA